AUUAAAAGCAGUGCGGGUGGGAGCUGCCCGCCGCAGCGCUGCCUGACUGCCUGCCAUUCUUCAGGGCUGGCACCAGCUCCCCCAGUCUCCAUGGUUCACCCUGGCCCCAUUGUUGGGGCAGGGGGGUGCUGGCAGGGAAUGGGCAGAGUUCCCAUACCCUGCCCUACUUGGGCAUGCUGCCUCUGCUCCUGCCUGGCCUCCAGCUCACCUGGCUGGGGCUCUGGGACCACCAGCAUGGUGGGGAGCCAGGCCCACCCCCGGCUGUGGGGUUGGCACUAGUCCUCAGGAGCAUCGCCCAGUCCCACCAGUGUCUCCUCUACUCAGGAUUUGCUGUGUGGCAGCUGGGGCUGAUGGAACGUGGUGGCCUCCAGCAUGCCCACAGCUGCUCUCACUGAGCAGUCUGGGGAAACUGAGGCACAGGAUGGCUGGGGGGGCACUGUGGGAGUAGGGCAUGGUGGUGGGGCUGCAGAAUCGAGUCCCCUGCACUGCACAGCGAAGGGGGCAGGUGGCCAAACCCCCACUAAGGCAGCCGGCGUCAGUGAAGGCCAGAGGCACGGGAGCAGGAAGGUCAGAGAGAGCGUCCUGCCUCGCAGCGAGGGAUUAGCGCUGUCCUUGCUGUAUCACGCGGCCCUGGGCCCGUUCCCUGCCUAAUCCCCUCAUUCUGGGCAGCGGGCCAGUACCGGGCAGGGGCACCAGACCCCUCUGGCCCUGCCUGGGCUGUAAGGGACAGAGCUGCCCCUUUGGCCCCACCAUGCCUCUUUGGAGGGACUCGGUCCCUCAGCAGGUCACCCGGCCUGGCUCAACACUGUGCUGAAAUGGGGACCAGGGAGUCUUGGUGCCUCCACUACAGGCAGGACUGGGAGGCAGCAGGGAAAUUGAGGCACCAGGGUCAGUGGCAUGCAGUGCCACUCCAGAGCUGUGCCAUGGCUGUGGUGGUGCAAGCAGGAUCUCAGAACCAGAGAGCAGCAGGCAGAGGUAACAGUGGCAGUGCUGAGGCAGUAGGGGUCUCAAACCCCCAAGUGUACCGAGUUCUGUCAGGUUUUGGGGUGGGCAGCAUGUGCUUGCAGGACAGCCCAGCCCUUGUGGCCAAUCCUAGUCCACCAUGUGCCAGGGGCGCAGUGCCUGCAUUGCUGGAAUGCCCACUGCAUCCCACAGCCUCACCCCAUGGCUCUCCUUUCCUCACAGGGUGCUGGCCCCGCAAACAGCUGGUGAGGCAGAAUGGUGCUGGUGCUGGCACUGUGGGCCUGCCUGGCACUGGGCACAACCAGUGAGGAGAGCCCGGCACCUGAGCCCCUGGCAGGUGGCCAGCCCUUUGCCGUGGUGUGGAACGUCCCCACCGGGCGCUGCCAGCACCGCUUUGGCAUAGGGCUGCCCCUCAGCGACUACGGCAUCGUGGAGAACCAGGGUGGCCACUUUGCUGGCCAGAACAUCACCAUCUUCUACAAGAACAAGUUUGGGCUGUACCCCUACCUGUCACAGCACGGCGUGCCCCAUAACGGGGGCCUCCCCCAGCGUGUCUCCCUUGACGCCCACAUCAGCAGGGUGGCCGAGGACAUCCGCCUCCUCCUGCGACCCGCUUUCCAUGGCUUGGCCGUGGUGGACUGGGAGGAGUGGAGCCCUCUGUGGGCCCAAAAUUGGGGAGCCAAAAAGAUGUACCGGACAGCCUCAGAGCAGUGGGUGCGGGACCAGUACGGCGUCCUGCCGGCACGGCAGCAGCUCCGACUGGCCCAGCUGGAGUUCGAGCAGGCAGCACAGGCUCUGAUGGAGGAAACACUUCUGGUGGGCCGAGCCCUGCGCCCUGGGGGGCUCUGGGGUUUCUACCACUUUCCCGACUGCCUCAACAGCAACUGGGCCAAGGUGGCAAACUACACCGGGCAGUGCCAGCCGGCGGAGGUGCAGCGUAACAACCACCUGGGCUGGCUCUGGGCCGCCUCCUCCGCCCUCUACCCCAGCAUCUACCUGCCGCCGGCGCUGCCGCCCGCCCUGCGCCGCCGCUACGUGCACCACCGGCUGCGCGAGGCCCUGCGCGUGGCCGCCUUCGGGCCCGACGGCCUCCUGCCCGUCAUCGCCUACUCGCGCCUCGCCUUCCGCCGCUCCUCGCGGUUCCUGCAGCUGGCUGACCUGGUGCACACCAUCGGGGAGAGCGCGGCGCUGGGAGCGGCUGGGCUGGUGCUCUGGGGAGACAUGUCGUACUCCCGCUCGGCUGAAAGCUGUGCCAGCCUGCGCCACUACCUCGUGUCCACCCUGGGUCCCUACGUGGCCAACGUGACGGCAGCAGCCCGAGAAUGCAGCUACGGGCAGUGCCAUGGACACGGGCGCUGCGUGCGCCGGCAGCCCCACGACCUGGGCAGCCUCCUGCACCUUGGCCCCGGUGCCAGCCCGCAGGCUGCCUUCCGCUGCCACUGCUACCGUGGCUGGGCAGGUGAAAACUGUGCCCAGCGGGUAUGGCUCAGUCCUGCCACCUCCUGCCAGGUGCCCGCCCACGCUCACAGCCUCUACGGGCACAAGGAUCCCACAUCCUCUGACACCUGCCUGCCACAGGGCACGUGGGGCUGGUGACAAAGGCCAGGGACCGCCAUGGUCCCCUACUCCAGCAGUGCUGCUGCUGGCACUUCCUAUGGUCUCAUAACCUAAAUAAAUUCUCCUGGCACA
Molecule: messenger RNA, 2652 nt
Organism: Taeniopygia guttata (zebra finch)
Lineage: Eukaryota; Metazoa; Chordata; Aves; Passeriformes; Estrildidae
Gene: HYAL3
Product: hyaluronidase 3
Biological process (GO): carbohydrate metabolic process; hyaluronan catabolic process
Cellular component (GO): acrosomal vesicle
Molecular function (GO): hyalurononglucosaminidase activity
Source: RefSeq, a predicted model, not a curated record